Molecule: messenger RNA, 783 nt
Organism: Symbiodinium sp. CCMP2456
Lineage: Eukaryota; Dinophyceae; Suessiales; Symbiodiniaceae
Source: the annotation of a GenBank genome assembly
AUGGAGGACUCAGAGAGAUCGGAGUUCUGGGAGAGGGGCUACCUGAGCUUCCCAGCCCUCCUGGCGAAGGAGGCGCCGGCGAUCAGAGCUCGCAUGGAUCUGAUGAUGAAAGAUGCACCGGUGACUACGGCGGACUGGAAUGCCGUUGAUGCUGGCGGUGCCGCUUUCGUCCUUGCGGUGAACGAGCACGGCAAAACGGUCCCUGGACGCCUCCUCAAGGUUCAGUCUGCAGCCCUUGCCUCAAGUGCAGUGCUGGAGGUCUUCCGGUCCCCGCAAGUUGUCGCGAAGGUGCAGGAGCUUUACAGCUUCCUCGGUCCGGAGGUUCCUGAGCAUGUGGACGUCUUUGGCACCAAAUUCUUCCCAAUGUGGCCCGGCGGAGUGUCUGUCGACUGGCACCAAGACUGCCAUUACUUCGGCACUGCCUCGGAAAGGAUAAUUUCCUGUGGCGUCUACCUUGAAGACACGGACGAGGAGAAUGGCUGCCUCCAAGUCGUCCCAGGGUCUCACGCCUUCGACUUCGAGCACAAGCCCGGAAGCGGAUUGCACGCGCAAGGCGAGUGGGUGACACCAGAUGCGUCCGCUGUCGUCGUGGAUGUGAUGGUUCCUGCGGGAUCGGUGGUGCUCUUCAACUCGCGCCUGCUGCACGCAGCGAGGCACAACAGCCACGCCGCCCGCACGCGCUACUCUUUGUUUGGGCAUUUCGUCCCCUCUGACUUGGAUUUCAGCUGGCGGGGAACCGACUUCUCACAUGGGAUGUAUCUUGACAGACAUCGGAUCUACUGA